Lymnaea stagnalis (great pond snail) is the source of this 3341-nucleotide messenger RNA. The record is from the annotation of a GenBank genome assembly. NCBI's taxonomy places the organism in Eukaryota, Metazoa, Mollusca, Gastropoda, Lymnaeidae.
AAGGUUAGAUAACUUAAACUUAAUUAAUCUGUUUUUCAUUGUUACGGUGAUCUUAGAUUAUAUUAAUAUGUUAAAAGUUUAACAUACUUCGACAUUUUGGAGGCCUCAAAAUUUACAUGUGCUUCUCUCUAUCUCUGAAAUACAUUGAGUCCUAGUUGAUUAAUUUUGCUUAUCCUCCUAUGUCAGCAGGCUAUGAUUUAUGAUGAGUUUGAGUAUGUGACUUAUUCGGACAGUUCCAAAUAACUGACGACUAGGCUCACUAGGCAUAGGCCUAGUAUAUACCGCCUUGGCUAUAGCCUAUACUAUAGUGCUUUGUUAGUCAACAAUGUCUAAACUGUCAUAUUUCUUGUCUAUAUUUCAACUUUAAGCGUGUGGAAUGUGGUUACUACUUAGUUUAAGCUAAGUUAUCUCCUCUCGUUUCUGGACAGCUGUGUGUGAGUGUGGUUGAUUCGAGGAAACACGCCAAUGAUGGAAUCAUUCUUAUUUCUAUAUCUCUACUUGUUUUAAAAGAGUUCAAGUUUGAUUUGUUUAUACAGAAAAUGUUGAAUGUAUUUAUUUUGUCAAUUACAUCAUACUAUGGCCAUGAAUGAUGAAACUAAACAUUUUAAAUAAAGAUAGACAAGCGACAUGUUGUAAGAGUAAAGACUAAAGAAGACUGAAGUCGUAAAAUCUAACUACCGGGUACUCACUAAUCAGAAAAAUCUUGAAAGACUUUGAAAUCCUAGAUCUGUGGAGCCUGAAAAAAUAUGUCCAAUUCAAGAUCCCCAAAAUUUACUGGAAAGCAUACAAACUUCCAACCACCCACAGAUUCGGAGCAUGUUUCAACUUCUGACUCGUGCCAAAAAAUACCACUCGAGGAAUCACUGGGAGCAAAUAACAAUAAAACAUAUUUAUAUAAGGCUUUAAAAAUUGGUGGCGUUGCUGUUGGAGCUGUGGGUGCCGUAGCAUUAGCCCCUGUGAUGAUUGGCGCAGCUGGUUUUGGUGCUACAGGUAUUACAGCAGGUAGCUUGGCUGCUGUAAUGAUGUCUACAGUGUCAACAUCUGGGUAAGUCAUUCUAAACUUUUGAAUGCUGGUCGAGGGGAAAACUGAAAACCUAACCACGCAUUUUUGACCAAAAUGAUUCAGCCAGCACUUUUCUUGACAAUUGUACUGUUAUUUUAUUUUGUCAAAGGCCAUUACAACAUAAAUAAUUGUUGAAUUUGAAAAUUUAAUGUAAAAAUUAAUCCAGUUCCCAGAAGGUCCUAGGGGCUGGAUUAAAUGUGUUCAGUGGGCUGCAUGUGGUUCUUAAGCAAUAGGUUGCCAAACAUUGUUAUAAUGACUUGCAGUGUUUCUUUCAAGCAUCUCUGGUUUUGGGGUGGGGGGGGGACUAUAUAUUUCUACAAAAAUAAAAACGAAAAUAUAUUUUUUAAAUACAAAAUGACUAAAAUGUUAUUUUUAUAACAUUUUUAAAAUGAAUAGUUUUUUUGUGCUUUAACCAAUUACAAUUAGUGGAACCUAUGAAAUAUCGUAACGCUCUAUGUAUUUGAUGAUCCCUAUAUUUAAAAUCUUGUAGAAGCUCACACUGUUCGAUUAUAAAUGUCGUACUGGCAGCUCUUAAAUAUAAGCCGAAGUCUUACUUAGUGUUUUUCACACGUAUCAUUAUUUUUAUUUAUUUAUUUUUUGCAACUUCACAAGUUGACUUAAAUAACAUGGUAUUAAAUUACAUUUACAUCAAUCUCAAGGUCUAUAAUUUUAAUGCAGUUCUUGCUUAGAUUCAAACAUGUUCAAUAUGUUUUUAAAUUAUAUUUCCUCAUAAAAGCAUGAAUUUAAAAGUAAGAAUAGGUGUAUAUUAUAAAUUGUAUUAUGUACCCAGGCUUUAAAAAUCUAGUUAUCAGCAUACUUUUAAAUGUACUUGAUUCCAUGUAUGCUGAGCUAGAGAGAAGGAAAACUUUUUUUUAAAAUGUUAUUUAUUUUUUAAAUUCAGAAUUUAAUAAUGGCUGCAAGCAAAUAAUGUAUGUCUCUUCAAUCAUUAUUAAAUCGAAAGCGUUUGUGUUUUCAUUUAUUUGAGCUACUUUUGUAACGAGUUUCCUGAAUAACUGAGUUUAAACAAUUUUUCAACUUAGCCUAUAAUUUUUAAGUUCCAAUCGCUUUUGUCUUUUUAAUAUCAGAAUAACAAACAAAUUGCCUCACCUAUUUGCACAUAUUUUAUUUAAAUUAAUUUUUGUUCUAGAUAAUCAUCUAGCAGAAAGCUAAAAUAUUAAAGAUUUUUGUGAACUAUCAUUUGGAUUAUCAAUUAUCAUGCCAAUUCCUUUAUUCUGGUUCUCCUGCAUUUUGAAUUUCCAUGACUGUCUUCAGCACCUUCGAUUUCUGUAUACCCUUCCCUCAUGCUGAUAAGUGUUAUAGUUUGGGGUUGAAUUUAAGCUUGUGCCAAAUGAUUACCCUGGGGCACGCCACAACUGAAGUGAAUUGAGAUUAUGUAUGGCACUGGGCGUCAUAAAGCCUCCCCCAGACCUUUAAAAAUUUCCUUCCCCGAUCAAAACGUAUAAUAAAAAUAUUGAAUUCAAGUAUACAGUAUACUUCAAAAUGCACCUCUUUAUUUUUAAAAGAUUAAAAAAUUCUGGGGAGACCCCUCCUCCACUCAAGAUUCAUAGGCGUAUUAGAUUUCUACCUUACUUGCAGAUGAAAUUUAUUGAUAACUUUGGUACAUUAUUUUCAAUCAUCAAAUACCAUCAAAGCCCAUUUUGGCUCCCCUGCUAGUCUAAGUGAGGCCUCUAGCCACAGGCACUGCCCCAGAAAUCUGAAAACCCCCCCCCCCCAAAUGUACAUUAUACAGUACCGGUAGUACUAUUCUAUAUACAGGAGUAAUACAUAGAGAAAUAUCCGAUAAUAAUACCAGCAUAUAAAACCCUUACUUGGCAAAUAGACUUGUAAUAUGAUAUAGCCUUGACAUGUGUUGCAAUGUCUUUUAUUAACUUUUAUUUUAAUGUUCUUCUCUUCCUCCACCCGCGCGCACAGAUUUGGAAUGGGUGUGGUUACAGCCCUUCAAUCUGCUGGGACUGCUGGAUUAGGCCUUGGAGCAAAAACUGUUAUUGGCCUUGCUGGAGCUGCUGUGGGUAAAGCCUUUGCAGAGAAGGCUGCAGGGAAAGCUGCAGCAAAUGCUGUGAAACAAGAUAAUAAAGUUGUUGAGUCUGGAGACCGGAGUGGAGGGCUAGGAAAAGAAGAUGGCAAAACAAAAAACGAUGAAGGAAAGCAAAAGGAACAAAUCAACCGCCUUCCCCUGGAAAAAAAUGUGAUCAAAAUUAAAGCAAAACUAUAACAAAAAAUUUGUCAUGUGCUGUUAUUAUUUAAAAGAGUAGUAAAG